Linum trigynum is the source of this 288-nucleotide messenger RNA. Lineage: Eukaryota; Viridiplantae; Streptophyta; Magnoliopsida; Malpighiales; Linaceae. The record is from the annotation of a GenBank genome assembly.
AUGCCCGUACCCAUGCAUGAGGAUCACCCUAUGCACGUACCCAUGCAUGAGGAGCAAUCUCCCAUUGAGCUUGACCACAUGGCUUCUGAUGAGGAGCCUUUUGAUAAUGUGGGAGCUCCUGAUGACACUCCUCACUCGCAUACUUCCUCCAGAUAUGAGGAUUCCCCAUCUUCCACUUCACAUGUCCAGGAUACGAAUGAUGUGCACCCCUUGACAGAAGAAAAUGUAACGAGCUCCUCCUCCCAUGAGCUGGAUGUACCGCACGUGCCUCGUCGUAAUCCGCCCUGA